Messenger RNA from Symphalangus syndactylus (siamang), 1160 nucleotides. RefSeq names its product heterogeneous nuclear ribonucleoprotein A3-like. Gene Ontology annotation, molecular function: mRNA 3'-UTR binding. Gene Ontology annotation, biological process: mRNA splicing, via spliceosome. The record is from RefSeq and is a predicted model, not a curated record. Gene Ontology annotation, cellular component: catalytic step 2 spliceosome. NCBI's taxonomy places the organism in Eukaryota, Metazoa, Chordata, Mammalia, Primates, Hylobatidae.
AUGGGGGAGAUUAACAUUUCCCGUUUUAUGUUUGCGAAAUGCUUUGACACAACCUUGACGCCCGACCCCGGCCGUCGCCGUCCCCGCCGGGGGGAGGAGGGCCAUGAUCCAAAGGAAUCAGAGCGGUUGAGAAAACGUUUUACUGAGAGUGGACAAAAGAGAGGAUUUGCUUUUGUAACUUUUGACGAUCAUGACACAGUUGAUAAAAUUGUUGUUCAGCAAUACCACACUAUUAAUGGGCAUAAUUAUGAAGCGAAAAAGGCCCUCUCUAAACAAGAGAUGCAGUCUGCAGGAUCACACAGAGGUCGUGGAGGUGGAUCUGGCAAUUUUAUGGGUCGCGCCGGAAACUUUGGAGGUGGCGGAGGUAAUUUUGGCCGUGGUGGAAACUUUGGUGGAAGAGGAUGCUAUGGUGGUGGAGGUGGUGGCAGCAGAGGUAGUUAUGGAGGAGGUGAUGGUGGAUAUAGUGGAUCUGGAGGAGAUGGUGGCAACUAUGGCGGUGGUCCUGGUUAUAGAAGUAGAGGGGGCUAUGGUGGUGGUGGACCAGGAUACGGAAACCAAGGUGGUGCACAGGGUGGAGGUGGUGGAGGAUAUGACGGUUACAAUGAAGGAGGAAGUUUUGGCGGUGGCAACUACGGUGGUGGUGGCAACUCUAAUGAUUUUGGAAGUUAUAGUGGACAACAGCAAUCAAAUUGUGGACCCAGGGAAGGGGGCAGUUUUGGUGGAAGAGGCUCGGGCAGUCCCUAUGGUGGUGGUUAUGGAUCUGGUGGUGGAAGUGGUGGAUAUGGUAGCAGCAGGUUCUAAAAACAGCAGAAAAGGGCUACAGUUCUUAGCAGGAGAGAGAGCGAGGAGUUGUCAGGAAAGCUGCAGGUUACUUUGCGACAGGCGUCCCAAAAGCGUUAGAGGAACUGUAAAAAUCCGCCACAGAAGGAACGAUGAUCCAUAGUCAGAAAAGUGAGUGCAGCUUAAACAGGGAACCCUUCUGGUUCAGGACUGUCGCAGCCACAGUUCGCACAAAGUGCAGCUAUUGAUUAAUGCAAUGUAGUGUCAAUUAGAUGUACAUUCCUGAGGUCUUUUAUCUGUUGUAGCUUUGUCUUUUUCUUUUUCUUUUCAUUACAUCAGGUAUAUUGCCCUGUAAAUUGUGGUAGUGGUACCAGGAAUAG